AACACAGUUUCCGAAAAGGAAAAAAAGUAAAAUCCGGAGGAAAAUGAUGAGGAGCGUGAAUCGAGUGUUGUUCUGCAGAUCAUCGUCUUUCGUUCUCCUCGUCCCGUCCCUCGCUCGCUCUCAGCUCCGAUUCAGCUUCUCCGCCGCCGGAUCUCCAGCUCUUCCUAAUCGGACGAUCCACCGCAUGGCCGCUGGGGCUUCUCACUCCUCCUCGUCGUCUCUCUCCGGCGGCGACGACGGCGCCGUUCCACGUACCUCCGGUAAUGACGCGGCGACUCACUCUUCUGCGGCUGCCUCGGCUAUCGAUUUCCUCACGCUUUGUACUCGUCUCAAGAUGACGAAAAGAGCUGGAUGGGUUAAGAGAAAUGUGAAAGAUGCAGAAUCAAUAGCUGAUCACAUGUACCGGAUGGGAUUGAUGGCUCUGAUCUCUUCAGAUAUACCCAGUGUGGACAGAGACAAGUGCAUAAAAAUGGCAAUUGUUCAUGACAUUGCAGAAGCCAUUGUUGGGGACAUAACCCCUUCUGAUGGGAUCGCGAAGGAAGAGAAAAGUCGAAGAGAAAGGGAAGCACUUGAACACAUGUGCCAACUCUUGGGUGGAGGACCAAGAGCCAAGGAAAUUGCUGAACUAUGGGCAGAAUACGAAGAAAACUCCUCACCAGAAGCCAAAGUUGUUAAAGAUUUCGACAAGGUUGAAAUGAUACUACAAGCCUUGGAAUAUGAAAACGAGCAAGGGAAGGAUCUAGAAGAAUUUUUCCAGUCGACCGCCGGGAAGUUUCAGACGGAGAUAGGGAAAGCUUGGGCGUUGGAGAUAGCUUCAAGGAGAAGAAGUAAACACUGAUCUAAUUGGCACCAAAAAGGGUACAAAAAUAAAUAAGAUUUGCUUUGGCGAGGUUUUCAUUGUUCUUCAAGAAUCGAUCCAUGGCUCUGGUCGGUUAAUAACGUUUUCCUGGUCCCAACAUCUCAAGUAUGCACUUCAACUCCAUUACAUUUGUCUGGUGGUGGAAUCGCUUCUUUCCCUUUUAAUUUUGAUGACUAUAUAAGCAAAUGUAUUUAAUGUCCUAAUCAACAGCCAGUUCUUAGGCCAACCCAAAUGAUCCUUCUUCACAUUUCA
Messenger RNA from Tarenaya hassleriana, 1111 nucleotides. Its product is annotated as HD domain-containing protein 2. Gene Ontology annotation, molecular function: 5'-deoxynucleotidase activity. The transcript is spliced from 8 exons. NCBI's taxonomy places the organism in Eukaryota, Viridiplantae, Streptophyta, Magnoliopsida, Brassicales, Cleomaceae. Gene Ontology annotation, cellular component: cytoplasm. Bases 44 to 838 code for a protein of 264 amino acids. The record is from RefSeq and is a predicted model, not a curated record.